CCACCUCGUUCUCGCAGGCGCAGUCUCAGUCUCUUCGUCUUCUCCAUCGAAACAGAGCUCCCUCGCCACCAUCAUCGUCCUCGCCGCCAGCGGCCUAGUGAGGACCUUCGACUGCCAUCGAAUCCCUCGCCGGCUGCCUCCAUCAACUUCCUUGCACUAUGUUCGUGGGUUCUAGUAUUUGACAGAGUUGAAUCCCUUCCUCGCCGCUUCGCUCUUCGCCUCGGGAAGGAGAGACCCAGUGCCCACAUUUUUCCGACGACUCCACCAUGGAAUCCCAGGGAAGUGAGGCAUCAUCGGCUUCUCGUCCUAGAUGUGGAGGACGCUCUAAGAGUACCAGCAUUCCUGCUCAUGCACCAUCUUCUGCACCGCCUU
This is a messenger RNA of Linum tenue, 372 nucleotides long. Lineage: Eukaryota; Viridiplantae; Streptophyta; Magnoliopsida; Malpighiales; Linaceae. The record is from the annotation of a GenBank genome assembly.